AUGGUGUGGUGUGCUCCUUUGAACGACAUGACACCUUCACACUCCAACUGUCCUUCUCAACUUUUGGCAACGAUCACGCAGACAAUGGACUCCGAACUAGGUAUCCUUGAGAAAUUGAAAUUGGCUAAACGGCAAUACGGCCUGAGAGGCAGUCUUUACGUCGACGGCGGCCGAGGAGCUGAUCAGAGAACGUUGCAGUCGAGAUUAACUCGGUCCGGCUAUGAGGGCGCAGUGAAUGUUCGGGGCAAAAACGAACGAGUCGAACAAGUCGUGUCGGAUCGAUGCGCAGACUCUGGUUGA
Messenger RNA from Protopolystoma xenopodis, 300 nucleotides. Lineage: Eukaryota; Metazoa; Platyhelminthes; Monogenea; Polystomatidea; Polystomatidae. The record is from the annotation of a GenBank genome assembly.